This is a messenger RNA of Salpingoeca rosetta, 928 nucleotides long. RefSeq names its product transmembrane emp24 domain-containing protein 10. The record is from RefSeq and is a predicted model, not a curated record. Gene Ontology annotation, biological process: intracellular protein transport; endoplasmic reticulum to Golgi vesicle-mediated transport; Golgi organization. Lineage: Eukaryota; Choanoflagellata; Craspedida; Salpingoecidae. The transcript is spliced from 7 exons. Gene Ontology annotation, cellular component: COPII-coated ER to Golgi transport vesicle; endoplasmic reticulum-Golgi intermediate compartment; Golgi apparatus. Bases 58 to 699 code for a protein of 213 amino acids.
AUUUUCCACUGGUCGUUGGCCACAGGGGCAAGGAGAGACAACAAGAGAGCAGAGGCGAUGGAGAGCAAGAGCUGUUUCCGCCACGUUGUGGCGAGUGCGGUGGUUGUGUUGUUGUGUUUGACACAAUACUCAACAGCCAUCUCGUUCACACUCGGCGCAAACACGCGCAAGUGUUUGCAAGAGGACGUGGACAAAGAUGUGCUGGUUGUGGGGGAGUAUGAGGUUAGCAAAUCACCAGCCCUGCAAAUCAACCUCGAGAUUACGGAUUCGCGAGGUCACCCCGUGUACAGAAAGGAGGAUGCACAGAAGGGGAAGUUUGCCUUCACAUCGGAUGACUACGACGUCUUUGAGAUUUGCUUCAAGUCCUAUCUUGACGACAAGCACCGUGCCGACAGCACCGUGGACAUUAGCCUGAACGUGAAGAUUGGCAUGGAGGCUCGCAGUUACGAGGAGCUUGCCAAAGCAGAGAAGCUGCAGCCGAUUGAGGCGAACCUGAAGCGGCUGGAGGACAUGAGCUCGGCCAUUGUUCGCUCCUUUGCCAUCAUGAAGGACCGCGAGAGGCAGCACCGCGACACAAACGAGCUGACCGCCGAGCGUAUGCUGACCUUCAGCCUCAUCUCCAUCGGCUGCCUCGUCGUCUUUGGCGUCUGGCAGGUGUGGUACCUGCGCCGCUACUUUCAGAAGAAGAAGCUCAUCUAGGCGCCACGCCAACCGGAUGGUGGUGGUGGUGGUGGAGACGUGACGUUGUGCUGAUGUGUGUUACGUGCAUGUGUGUGGAUGUGGAUGUGUGGGUGUGAUGUAUUGGAUGUGUGGGUGCGGAUGUGCGGAUGUGUGUGAGCAGCGUGCGUGUUUGGGAUGAAAUGUGUUGCAUUCACAUCAAUGUGUUUCGUGUUCAACAAGCCCAAGAACAGUAAACCUUCCAACCUAG